AUGCUUUCUUCCCGAGCCGCCCAGGCGAGCCUUCGCGCUUCCGCCCAGCAAUUCUCUCGACGAUCCGUCGUCAACGGAGCCAGAACCUAUGCCACCGCAACCCAAGAUACGAAGCCACCGGUCGCUCUCUUCGGCGUCGACGGCACCUAUGCCAAUGCCUUGUACACUGCUUCAGCCAAGUCCGGAAGCCUAGAGCAGACCUCCAAGUCCCUCUCUGCUUUGGCUGAAGUGUUCAAGAAGGACGCCAAGUUGGGACCUAUCUUGCACACUCCUACCUUGACCGUCAAGGACAAGUCUCAGAUCGUCCAGGAAUUGCAGAAGAUUACCGGCAAGAACGAGCUUCUGGGCAACUUCUUGAACACUCUCGCUGAGAACAACCGACUCGGUGUUUUGGAGGGUGUCUGUGAGAAGUUCGAGACUUUGAUGGGCGCUUACCGAGGCGAGAUUGAGCUUAACAUCACCAGUGCUCAGAAACUCGACCAGAAGACCCUCCAGCGUUUGGAAAACGCCAUCGCCAAGUCUGAGUACAGCAAGGGCAAGAAGCUCAAGGUCAUCACCAAGGUUGACCCCGAGAUUGUUGGCGGACUUGUUGUCGAAUUCGACGGCCGAACAAUCGAUCUCAGCGUCUCCUCCAAGCUCACCAAGCUUAACAAGGCUCUCACUGAUGCUCUGUAA
Molecule: messenger RNA, 675 nt
Organism: Arthroderma uncinatum
Lineage: Eukaryota; Fungi; Ascomycota; Eurotiomycetes; Onygenales; Arthrodermataceae
Product: ATP synthase subunit 5
Exons: 4
Coding region: 1-675 (224 amino acids)
Biological process (GO): proton motive force-driven mitochondrial ATP synthesis
Molecular function (GO): proton-transporting ATP synthase activity, rotational mechanism
Source: RefSeq, a predicted model, not a curated record